This is a messenger RNA of Ostrinia furnacalis (Asian corn borer), 4000 nucleotides long. It is a transcript of the gene Elp1, whose product is annotated as elongator complex protein 1. Gene Ontology annotation, cellular component: elongator holoenzyme complex; cytosol. NCBI's taxonomy places the organism in Eukaryota, Metazoa, Arthropoda, Insecta, Lepidoptera, Crambidae. The record is from RefSeq and is a predicted model, not a curated record. The transcript is spliced from 8 exons. The coding region runs from base 73 to 3882 and encodes 1269 amino acids. Gene Ontology annotation, molecular function: tRNA binding; protein binding. Gene Ontology annotation, biological process: tRNA wobble base 5-methoxycarbonylmethyl-2-thiouridinylation.
UGUCACCUGUAAAAGACGAAAAUUUUGGUUCGGAGAUCGUGUUUUUAUAAUUUCUUAGGUUUAGUUUUAACAAUGAAGAAUUUAAUCUUAUGGGAUGUGUCUAAAAAGAAUCACAAGAUAAAUGCGGAAGAUGUUUUAACCCUAAGUUACAGCCAUAAUGAACGUAGUUGUGCUGAGCUGUAUACAUGUUCACUUAACCUCCAAGUCACCAACAUUGCUGAUGAUGGUAAAGUUAAAUGGCAGAAAGACCUUUCCGACGUCAUAUUAAAUAAAAGCAAACCAGUUAACGUGACUUAUCUUUCGUUACUGGAUACAUUGUGUGUGGGAUUAGAAGAUGGAGAGCUUGUUACAAUUGCCGAGUCUGGUAGCAUAUGUGAGCUGGCUGGAGUGUGUGAAAGUGGCAUUUUGGCUAUGGAGUGGAGCCCAGACCAAGAGUUACUGGUAUUAGCUACAAAAAGUUACGAUACUAUAUUGAUGUCAUGCACAUAUGACACUAUACAGGAAGUAAACCUCUUGGAUGAGGAAUUUGGUCAGCGAAAAUUUAUGACUGUUGGCUGGGGCAAAAAAGAAACGCAAUUCCAUGGGUCUGAAGGCAAACAGGCAGCAAAAGUGAAAACAGAAAUUACACCAGAAUCAGGAGUAGAUGAUUCAAUCAAAAUAACAUGGAGAGGCGAUGGAAACAUGUAUGCCAUUGGUUUUAAUAUGGACGGUUUAAGAAGAUUUAAAGUCUUUGACAGAGAAGGUCAUCUUCUGUACACAAGUGAAAAGCAACCAGGUUUGGAAGCCAAUCUAUCAUGGAGACCCAGUGGAAAUGUCAUUACUACAACACAAAGACUUUCUGAUCAGUAUAUUGUAUCAUUUUUUGAGAAAAAUGGUCUAAAACAUGGCAGUUUCUCCAUACCAGUAAAGCCUACAGCUUACGUUGAACAUAUUACUUGGAGUUCAGAUUCUGAAAUACUUACAUUGCUGUGUGGAAGCAUUGAAACAAACACACAAGAGCUACUCUUAUUCACAUCAAGUAAUUACCACUGGUUUCACAAACAGACUCUACAGUUCAAAAGUGAGCAGAGAAUAAACAAAAUCAUCUGGGAUAAUGAUUUUGAUGUUUCAAGUCAUAAAACCCUGCAUAUAUUUUUACAAAAUGGUCAACACUUGGUGUAUAAAUGGAUUUGGAAUGUAGACCACAGCAGAGGCCAGAGUUCUGAUGAUGAUGCUGUGGUGGCUGUGAUAGAUGGAAAAAAACUUUUGGUUACUGGUUUCAGACAAACAGUGGUGCCUCCACCAAUGUCUGCUGCAGAAAUUGAGUUAGACUCCCCCAUUAACUGUGUACAAUUUGCUCCCUCAGAACAGGGUGUUUGUAGUAACAACUUUUUUGUUAUCACUACUAAUAAUAAGCUUAUUUUUUAUGAACAGAAACAAAAGUUCCCUUUGGAGUAUAACCAAUCACAAGUUUUAAAUAUAGAAGUCAGUGAUUUCCCAUACCAAUAUUAUAACUGGUUUUGGAUGAACCAUGACACUAUUUUAUGCACAAAAGCAGAAUAUGGAAGCUGUUAUGUACUAGAAUACAGAUUUGAACCUGGGAAGUUUGUCCAAGACAGUAGGACAUUGCUACCUGGUGGGGGCUUAAGAAUACAACCACAUCCUGCUAAGAAUACAGUGGUAUUUAUACAGCUAAGAAAUGGAGAAAUUGUAAGGUAUGACAAGGGAGGUUCUAUAGAGUCUCAAGGCAUGUCUUUUUCAGUAGCUUGUCCAAAAUUCAGUCUGCUUUUCAUAGACGAAACAUUGUAUUACUUGGGCUUGUCCCACAAAAAUACCUUGAACAUUAAUGGGAAUGUUAUCAUGAAUGGAGUAAGCUCUUAUUUUGUUCACACUCACUUUUUACUUAUAACUACAUUACAACAUUUACUGUUAUGCACUGAAUUGACAAAGUUAGGACUUGAUGCAAUAAUUCAGUAUCAAACCAAUGAAUCAUCAGAAAAGAUCUACAAAAGGAAAAUAGAAAGGGGAACAAAAUUAGUAGUUGCAGUUGCAAAUGAUACCAGAACAGUCUUUCAAAUGCCAAGAGGAAACUUGGAAGCUAUUCAACCAAGGCCACUGUCAUUGAAAGUAAUUGGUGAAUACCUUGAUGCAAAGCAAUAUCAUGAAGCAUUUGAUUUGAUGAGGAAGCAGAGGAUCAAUUUGAACUUAAUUUAUGAUCAUGAUCCAAUAAAGUUUGUUGAAUCCAUUGAUAUAUUCCUGGGAUCUAUACAAAAUGUUUCCUGGCUAACACUUUUCCUGUCAGAUUUAGAAAAUGUGGAUGUGACCAAAACAAUGUACGCAAGUAGUUACCCAAAUAAACCAAGAAGCACAGUGAGCCACAUAAAGGUACACACUAUUUGUGACAUGGUUCGUUCACAUUUAAAGCAAAGGGCUGAUAUUGACCAUAAAAUAGUGCCUUUGCUGACUACGUAUGUGAAGAAAAAUACUGUGGAAGAUCUGGAAAGUGCACUUUCCAUCAUCAAAAAACUGAAAACAAGAGAAAACAGUGGAUCGAAACUAGCCAUUGGAUCAGAUGAUGCUAUUAAAUAUUUGCUUUAUAUGGUAGAUGUUAAUGAGCUGUUUAAUAUAGCUCUAGGUAUGUACGACUUUGGUUUAGUUCUGCUUAUCGCUGACAAGUCUCAAAAGGACCCAAAGGAGUACAUCCCUAUGUUAAAUGAAUUGAAUGAAAUGGACGAAAACUAUAAACAGUUCUCAAUUAAUAAAUAUUUGAAGAGAUUCAGUAAGGCUGUCAAGUGCCUGGUGAUGUGUGGUCCUGAAAAGUAUGAGGAGCUGAAAACACUUGUGAAGUACCACAGCCUAUACAGGGAGGCGUUGGAUCAAUUUCCUGUGGGAAGUGACAUCUACAAGGAAAUAUCAAAUGAUUUUGGACAUCACUUACAACUAAAAAAACAACAUGUUGAAGCAGGGAUUGUUUUUGAAAGAGCUGGAAACUAUGAAAAGGCUGUUGAAUGUUAUAAAGAUGCAUUAGAGUGGGAAUUAGCUAUAGAAGUAGCAUACAACAGGUGGACAUCAGAUCAUUUUAAGGAAUUGUGCUGGGAUCUUGUGAAUGCCUUAAAGGAAGAAAAACGUCAUAAUGAAGCACUAAAUAUUUUAGAGAAAUAUUAUGACGAUUGUGAAAAAACUAUAUCCUAUGCAAUUGAAAGUGGACAUUACAAAACUGCAUUGAGACUAUGUUCACAACACAGCAAAUCUGACUUGAGGGAAACAACAUUAGUGCCAGCUGUUCUUGAAGAUUAUACAAACUUGAAAGAAUUAAUAGAUGCAAAUUGGAGCAAUUUCACAAAGCAUAGAGACCGUCUGCAAGUAGUUAGAGAAAAUAAAAAUAAGGGACCCAGUGAAAUAUAUGAUCCUUCUUACGCCAUCAGAGACUGCGACUUGUAUUCUGACGCUGGUAGUACUUUAGCAUCUUCAUCUAGGGGUUCAAGUCGAAGCUUCCGGUCAAGCAAAAAUAGGAGAAAACAUGAGCGAAAAUUAGCAUCUCUAAAAGAAGGCUCACAGUACGAAGAUGUAGCACUUAUAAUGGCCCUUCACACUGUCGUCACAUCAACAUUCGAAUUACGGCUACAAGUGAAGCAACUCAAUGUAGCUUUAAGCUGCCUGGAUAAAGACAAGGAAGCAUUAAUCUUACAAAUGACACUGGAAAAGUGUUUGAAAGAGAUGAAAGAUAGUUUCAGAGAUAUUUGGACUAAUGAUCUAGUAAUGGAAGCAACAAAGGCUACAAUAGCAGCACAGACUGGUCCAGAAACUGGGAGUAAACUUGAGGGCAUAGCUACUUUAGAACCGCACAUAAGAAUUGCACCAGUAAUCCAAGAUGUAAAAUGGAAACUGGAAGGCUUAAACUAGUGAUGGUGCCUCCCUGAACCAGACCAGUUGGAUAUUCAACUUUCCAUGAAAAACAUGAAUCAAUUCAGCAAUCAAAAAUUUUGUAUAGCACUGUUACACCCUCAACUUGAUAUCAACC